Messenger RNA from Siniperca chuatsi (mandarin fish), 876 nucleotides. RefSeq names its product methyltransferase-like 26 B. Lineage: Eukaryota; Metazoa; Chordata; Actinopteri; Centrarchiformes; Sinipercidae. The coding region runs from base 95 to 712 and encodes 205 amino acids. The transcript is spliced from 7 exons. The record is from RefSeq and is a predicted model, not a curated record.
AUCUCUGCACCCAUCUGCUGUUACAGUCAUCCACCACAUCCAGCCUCCACCAAUAUGCCAUUUUAGUCUCGGUCAACCAGCACAAGAGACGACCAUGCUGUUGUCUCCUCAGGCAGAGAGGAACUGGGAGGAUCUGUGUUCAGUGCUUGAAGAUGUGCUGGAGGACCAGUCCCACAGGCAGUUGUUCGCCUUAGAGCUGGGAUCUGGAACUGGGCAGCAUGUCAUACGCUUUGCCCAGAAGAUGCCCUUUGUUACCUGGCAGCCAUCAGACAUCAAUGAAGCGUCACGGGACAGUAUUAAGGCAUACAUUGCUGCAACCCAUGCAAAGUCUGUGCUGCAGCCUGUCCACUUGGAUGCCAGCGAACCGUGGGAGAAAUGGGCAGGCCUUCCUCACAACUCCUGUGACGUUAUUGUUGCCAUUAACCUACUGCAAUACAGUUCCUUCCAAACUGCACAGGGUGUUUUCAAUGGAGCUGGUCAGAUCCUCAAGCAAAAUGGUCUUUUGAUAACACAUGGGGUGUAUGCUAUUAAUGGCACCAUCACACCAACUUGUAAUGAACACCUGGAUGCAGAGCUCCAAAAAAUGAAUCCAGAGUGGGGUCUUCCAGACAUCGAUGUGCUGAGACAGCUGGCCUAUGGAAACGGGAUGCGUAUGGAGAGGAUGGUUGAGAUGGAAGAAUACUACAAAUGUCUCAUCUUCAGAAAACUUUAAAGAAGCCAAACUACAAAAAUAACUAAAACAAACUUAAAUUUUUGUAUACUUAUGCACAAUACUAAGUUAUAUGUUAAAGCACAUUUCAUCAUAUCACUUAUCAAUGUAAUGUUAUGGCCUUUACACUUGUAAAAGAAAAUUAAAACCCCUCUUGUUGAAACAUG